Messenger RNA from Danio aesculapii, 5685 nucleotides. RefSeq names its product thrombospondin, type I, domain containing 7Ba (gene thsd7ba). The coding region runs from base 435 to 5318 and encodes 1627 amino acids. The transcript has 29 exons. Gene Ontology annotation, cellular component: plasma membrane. Gene Ontology annotation, biological process: actin cytoskeleton organization. Lineage: Eukaryota; Metazoa; Chordata; Actinopteri; Cypriniformes; Danionidae. The record is from RefSeq and is a predicted model, not a curated record.
UCGCUGUCUCCACUCUCUCUCCCGAACGCACACGUUCUUACCCUCCCGCCCGCUUUCGCAGGUUGUCAGCUGGAAGCAUCAGUCUAGGCCUGCUGGCUUCGGGACAGUUCCUGCGAGGAAUUUUCAGCAGUGGAUACUUCAUCCUGCAAUCGCCAAAGGGUUAUCUGUCCUCGCGGUCGGUGAUGCUGUGACAGACACAUCUUUCACGCUCUGAUCUUCCCGAGGGGGAGCCACUGAGGAUUAGCUGGCAGACGAUGCAUCAGGAGGAGGAGGAGAGGCCGUGUUUAUCUGCUGUCCCCGUGUCACAGAGAGCUUCUGAGGAGCAUUCGGCUGCCAGCGGCUUCGGCGGCCCUCCGACAUCCAGCUGUUCACCUCACUGCCACAGCUAAAGUGAUGAGUCUCAGCCUUCCCUUUCAGGACUAAAAGUGGACAGGAUGUCAAUGGGCUGGACUAUGAUUCUAAAAGAUGACUCUGGUGUAACGGGCUGGACAUGGCGGGUUGGGAACUACCUGCUGCUCUCGAUGUCUCUCAUUGGAAUGCAUGUGAAGUCGGACCUGGAAUUUCCAAAGGACAGGCACUAUACGUGGAAAACGGGUCAUUGGGGCAGAUGCAUGGGGGAAGAAUGUGGUACCGGCGGGGUACAAUCCAGGACGGUGUGGUGCAUCCAUACAGAAGGCUGGACUACACAUCACUCCAACUGCCGGCAUUCAGACAAACCCGAGAGCCAGAGGCCUUGCUUUAAAGUAUGUGAGUGGCACCAGGACCUCUUUGAAUGGGAAGUGUCAGAAUGGGGGCCUUGUGUUCUAGCCCCCCUCCUGUCCAACGAGCUCAAACUGCGGACCGCACAGUGCAUUACAGCCCAACACGGCAUCCAGAGACGGAAGGUCCAUUGUGUGCGCACCUCAAACCGCACAUCGGUUACAGAAAGGAUAUGCGAUUUCUUCUCGCCGCGACCAGCACUCGAGCAGGCCUGCUUGAUCCCCUGCCCUCAUGACUGCAUUGUGUCCGAUUUCUCCUCCUGGUCUGGCUGCAGUAGAACAUGCGGUGCGGGUCUCCAACAUCGAACCCGACAUGUCCUAGCAGCGCCAGUGUACGGAGGCGCCAACUGCCCCAACCUCACCCAAACGAGGACUUGCGCAAACCUUUUCCCCUGUCCGCUUGGGGAAAGCGAGCAUCACUACAGCCUUAAAGUCGGCCUCUGGAGCGAAUGCAGGCAGCCGCAACACAAAGGGCUUUGGAUGAGCGGAAGGACCGUGCUAGACUUCAGCACAGGAGAUACCGAAAGAAACACAGUGAAACGACAUAUCCAGAGCUCCCAGCACCACCAUCACCACCUCCACCAACACCACCACCAGCACAGCCUCAAGGGUUUAGAUGUGGAGAUCGGCUAUCAAACGCGCCAAGUUCGUUGCAUGCGCAGCGACGGAAAAAACGCCAUGCUGAGCCUUUGUACCCUUGACAACGGCCCUGGCACAUUCCAGUCUUGUGUUAUGCCCAGAGACUGCGAGACCUCCGAUUGGUCCGUUUGGAGUCCAUGUUCAAAGACAUGCAGAGCAUCAGAUAUGUCGCCUGGUUUUCGGGUCAGGACUCGAAGCAUAACGCACACUCCCAUUGGACAGGGCAAAGAGUGCCCUGCUCUUGAAGAAAAAGAGGCCUGCAACAUCAUUGGAGAUCUGCUUCCAAACUGCCCAAGGUACGUGUGGAAGAGCACCGAUUGGGGGGACUGUCAAGUGGCCCCUCUUCUUAGCCAGCAGGACAGAAGGCUUGAUAAUGUUAGCGUUCUCUGCGGUGGAGGGAUUCAGACCAGGCAGCUGUACUGCGUCCAGGUCCCAGACAAUUCCACCCCUCAUCAUAGAAAAGAGGUGUCGAGGCCUGUAAAUGGGCAUCUGUGCACAGGAGAUCCUCCUUCCGCUGUGCAGCCCUGCUCCAUACCAUGCCCACAGCUGUGCCUGCUCUCAUCCUGGUCCUCCUGGGGAGCCUGUAUCCACGACAACUGCAUGGAGACGCAUGGACGAAAAGGCUUCAAGCAGAGGAGGAGGGAUGUGCUGGAGGAAGGAUCUGGAACGGAGAACUGUGCUCAUCUCCUGGAGUCAAUGCCCUGUGAGGAUCCACUGUGCUUCCGGUGGCAGGUGCAGAUGGAGAGUGCUUGUGUGCCCAGCAAUGGCACCUGCGGGAAUGGAACCAGCACACAAACUGUGGCUUGCAUCAACUCACAAGGGCAGCUUGUCCCAGAGGAGCUCUGUGAAGAACAGUCUCCCCCUGCUGAGGUGUCCUGUGAGAUGGCCUGUUCUGGUGACUGUGUGCUCAGCUCCUGGUCUCACUGGUCCUCCUGCUCUCACAGCUGCUCCAGCAAAAACUCUGAGGGCCGUCAGAGUCGCAUACGCACCAUAUUAGGCUUGCCAGGAGAAGAUAAGACGUGUCCAGCUGCUACUGCUCUGGAGGAGUGGAGAACUUGUAAUGAUCAUCCAUGCAUCACCUUCUUCUGGGAAGCUUCGCCGUGGGGGCCUUGCAUUGAAGACUCCUCCAUGAAUGUAAAUGGCAGCGGCUACUGGAACGGAACGGCCACCUGUGCUGUCGGGCUGCAGAUCCGUAAAGUGGCCUGCAUGAAAAUGGGCGCCGGGCCGGUUAUUCCCAAAAGGUGUCCAGAAUCUGCCCGACCAGACACUAUUCAGCCCUGUUUACUGCCCUGUAAGAACGAUUGCAUUGUGACUCCUUUCAGCGAAUGGACAGCCUGCCCGACCACAUGCCUGCCAGUGAACAGCAGCGUGGCCUCACAGUCACGAUACAGGAUCAUCAUCCAGCGGGCGGCCAAUGGAGGUCAAGAGUGUCCCGAUACUUUAUUUGAGGAGAGGGAAUGUGAAGCUCUUCUGCUUUGUCCCACUUACAGAUGGAAGACACAUAGAUGGCAUCCGUGUACUCUGGUCCCAGAUUCAGUCCAGCAGGGAAUGACCGGAGCGAGUGAAUCGUGUGGUAAAGGAUUAGAGAUGAGAGGUGUGAGCUGUGUGGAUGAGUAUGAUGAGAUGGUGGCCGUGUCUGAGUGUCUCCGGUGGGCCGGGCCGAUGCCAUCUCGCUUCAGGAGCUGUUGGGUGGCUUGCAAAGAUGACUGUGCCUUCAGUUCCUGGUCGAAAUUCUCUGAAUGCUCUGGAUGUGGGAGCAGACGGACACGCAAACGCACCAUUACAGGUCGUAGCCGAAAACAAGACCGAUGUCAGCGGGAAGACUUGUACCCUCUGGUGGAGUCCGAACCCUGUCCGUGUGAGGAGUUUGUGUCUCAGCCAUACGGUAAUUGGUCGUCUUGUAUCCUGUCGGAGACCCCGGCACAGGGUUGGAGGGGUCGCCGAGAAGCACGCGACUGUGGUCAGGGAUUGCGCUAUCGUGCAAUGUCCUGUCUAGACCACGAAUCCCACCUGGUCAGCCCAGACCUCUGCAGCGAAUCAGGUCUGGUGGAAGAGGUCUGCUACAUGCCCUGCCCUCUGGACUGCAAGCUGAGCGACUGGUCACCGUGGUCAGCCUGCAGCACCUCCUGUGGCAGUGGACUGAAAAUCAGGUCCAAAUGGCUACGAGAGAAGCCUUUCAACGGCGGGAGGCCGUGUCCAAAACUAGACCUCAAAAAUCAGGUGUAUGAGGCAGUUCCCUGUCGAAGUGAGUGUGGUCUUUACGAGUGGCUAACAGACCCCUGGUCAGUCUGUACCAUCAACACAGUGGACGAGCUGCCAGCCUGUGGAGAGGGAGUCCAGAGCCGCAAGAUCUGGUGUGUGAGUCGUGGCAGUGAGGACCCGGUGGCCAGUGUGAAUGAAACCCUGUGUGACCAGGAUGAAAUCCCUCCUCAAGCGCAGACCUGCGUCCUGCCGUGUCCUGACGACUGCGUGAUGUCCCAGUGGAGUCCGUGGAGCACCUGUGCCAUACCGUGUGACGAAAACAGCUCGAGGAUUAGAACGAGGCACGUGCUGCGCCCCCCGGUGGCCGGCAGAGUGUGUCCAGAAAAUAAUCAGACGGAGCCCUGCAUCCUCAACAGCACCUGCUUCAAUUACCACUACAAUGUCUCCAGCUGGAGCACCUGUCAGCUGAGCGAACAUGCCAUCUGCGGCCAGGGCACGAGGACACGACUCUUAGAUUGCAUCCGCAGCGAUGGCAAAGUGGUGGAUUUGAGCGUGUGCGAGGAGUUGGGCCUGCUUCAGCUGUGGAGACUGGCCAUGAAAUGUGUGGUGGACUGUCCCUUUAACUGCAUCCUGUCUGACUGGACGUCCUGGACGGAGUGUUCACACACCUGUGGAGAUAAAGGUGUUAAAACUCGCUUUCGCACUGUGCUCCAGCCGGCUCAUGAAGAGGGACGUCCCUGCGCCUCCCAGCUGUCCCAAACCAUGCCUUGUCCCAUCAGCCCCUGCUACACGUGGCUACUGAGCGACUGGUCUCCCUGCAGAGUCCAGGGAGCUGAGUGUGGAGAGGGCACGAGGGAGAGGAACCUGACGUGUGCACAGCACUGGUCAGACUGGCCGGACAGUCCAAACCCUUCUGAAGCCCUCGAGGACGACAAGUGUGGAGACCGACUCCGAAAGGAGAGCGAGCAAGAGCUGCAGCAGCCGUGCUUUGUCCCCUGCCCAGGAGACUGUCACCUAACGGAGUGGUCAUUGUGGAGCUCCUGUCAGCUCACGUGUCUGGAAGGCCGCAGUUUUGAGACAGUGGGCCGUCAGGCUCGUUCACAAGCUGUUGUCAUUCAGGUGCUGGACAAUCAGGACAGCUGCCCUCAGCAGGUCUUCGAGACCAGACCAUGCAAAGGAGGGAAAUGUCACAGUUAUGAGUGGAGGACCAGUGCCUGGAAUGACAACGAGAGAUCAGUGUGGUGCCAGCGGUCUGACGGGGUCAAUGUGACAGGGGGCUGCUUUCCACAGAACCGGCCGACCACUGUGCGCCACUGUCACCCUCCCUGCACUAAACCCUUCUCCCACUGCAAGCAGAGCGGUGUGUGUGGCUGUGAGAGAGGCUACACUGAAGUGAUGACCACACACGGCUUUCUGGACUACUGCACCAAAACCCCAGGAGCCGACAACAAGAAGGCCGAUGUGAAGACCAGCUCAGGAAGAUUAAGACCAGGCACGACUCAAAUCCAGGACUUCUUCGGCGAGUGGUCCCUGCAGCCGCUCGGCCCAGAUGGAAGAAUAAAGCUGUGGGUCUACGGGUUAACGGCUGGAGGAUUCAUUGUCAUAUUAUUCAUAAUUGCUGUGGCCUUUCUGUUUUGCAAACCAUCCAAACAGUGUAAAAGUGCAUCUCCACCACAGAAGCCCUUGACUCUGGCCUAUGAUGGCGAUGUGGACAUGUGAUCACACGCGCUCUCUCUCUCUCUCUCUCCCUCUAUCUCUAUCUCUCUGACUGUACAUUCAAAGCACAAGCUGGACUACGUGCAACAUUUUCAAAUGUUCAUCUCUCCGAGGCACCCUUUGGAUUCUCAAAAAAUAAAAUAAAAGACAAGGAGUGACAGACAUCAAAGAAGAUGAAAUUUGCAGCGUACACAAAACACUGUGUGCAAGACUGCAAGGACAAAGGUUUUGGAUCAGUGGUCGUCGGGAAAAUUGUGACAUUUAAAAGAAGGUGGCUGACAUUCCACGGACCAGAUGGAGGACUUUGACAUUUUCUUGCCGUGAUUUUUCUUACAUCAGAAAAAAAAAAAACGAGAGAAAAAAAACACAA